Peronospora matthiolae is the source of this 1503-nucleotide messenger RNA. The record is from the annotation of a GenBank genome assembly. Lineage: Eukaryota; Oomycota; Peronosporomycetes; Peronosporales; Peronosporaceae.
AUGCUCGCACGAGAAGGUCCGUUAGCAGCAUUGACGCGUGCAGCGGGGCUAACCACCGACACGUUCGAGUCACCAGCGCCGCUUGUGAUCAUCUAUGGUGGCGCUUCUACUGGCAAGAGCAUGGCAGUGGCCCAAACGUUAAGGACCCAUCCGUCGCCGUCUAUCCUCGUGGACUGCACGGCGUUCUAUUCAGCCAAAGAAUUGUACCGAGAAGCGUUGGCACAAUUGUACGAUGGAUCGUCGAUGCAAAAAAACUGUACGAUGGACGAGAUUAAAAUUGAAAACGAGGCUCCAAGUACUGCUGGUCAAUCGAACGACGAGGUUCAAAACGAGGAACAGUUUAGCUCGUUAAAUUUCUUGGGGUUUUUUAAAACGCUGGACAAGUUGAUGCUGCUCAAUGCAACAAAACGACAAAGCAGACGAGACGCUAAUCGUGGAAACGUGUUAUAUUUCGCACUGGAUCAUGUGGACAAAUUGCUGGAUCGAGGACUUGGGGCGCUGCUCACGUGUGUGUGCACGAUAAAUGACCAGAUCGCGUACUUGAACAUGUUUGAGGAUGCUCCGCCGUGGGAAGUCUGUGUGCUGCUGCUGACGCGAGGCAUGUCGCUGGACUUUGAUCGACUCGUGAUGCCGUUUUAUCCAGCUUAUGUGCACUUCCCGCCGUACAAACCAGGGCAGCUGGCGGAUAUUUUGGUUCAGCAGUUGGGUAUGAAGGAGGCACACGACAUGUUCCAUACUUGGCUCGUGUACCUGCACGGACUGCUGCCUCCUGCACCGGACGGAGAUUGGCUUGAAUUUCGUGCGGCAGUCGUGCAUUUGCUACCACAGUUUCGCGACUUGUUCACACUGCCUGUACAAGGUUGUCAAGCUUCUAGGAUGAAGACCAAAAUCGAGCGUGACACGAAAACCGUCGUGCAAGCGUUCCUCCGGACGCGGCGAAGAGAUCUCUUUGGCUACCACAAGGUGUCAGGGGGUGGCGUCGGGGAUUUAUCCGAGCUGAUUUCAUGCACCAACCUGAGUCGAAACUGUCUCCUGCUCGUGCUAGCAGGCUACUUGGCCUCGUUCAAUCCUCAAGAAACAGAUGUGCGCUUCCUCUCGUCUUCCGGUGGAAUGCGUCGGAAAAAGCGUGCUAAGAAGAUUCCUGACGGUAACUUAACUGUGUCAACAGUUACCACUAGCAACAAAAAGCAGCACAUCAGUCAAUUGCUCAUUGGUCCUCGGAUCUUCACGCUGCAACGGCUUCUAGCCAUUUAUCUCAGCCUUCGCGUGGAAGCCGAGGCUGGAAAUACUCUCUUCUACGACGAAUUGUGCUCCCCUGAAACACGCGAGGAGGUGUUCGCGCACCUCGCGACUCUUGUGCGAAUGCAGCUGUUCCAGCGAACCACGCCACCGCACGUACUGGACAACAUCAAGUUUCGCUGCCUCGCUGAUGCCCGUUUUGUGCAAGAAACCGCACGAUAUUUGUCUUUUCCUCUAGACGCCUAUCUAAACCGGGCUACAUGA